CGGCGCGGCUUCUGUCAGCGUCUGCAGCCAGAGCGGAGCGAGCAUCGGAGGAACACUGUAGAGAAAAUGCCCAUUGAAUACAAAAGGAGACCAACUUUUUUUGAAAUUUUUCAGGCGCGAUGCAGCACAGCAGAUUUAGGGCCAAUAAGCCUCAACUGGUUUGAAGAACUUUCUUCAGAAGCCCCACCGUAUAAUUUUGAACCUUCAGAAGAAUAUGACUAUAAACCCCACAAUUAUGAACCACAGCUGUUUAAAACACCACAGAGAAAACCGCCUUACCAUCAGUUGGCUUCAACUCCAAUAAUAUUCAAAGAACAAGGUCAAACUCAAGCACUAGACCAGUCGCCUUUCAACGAAUUAGGGAAGAUUACUGCAAACAGUAAACAUAAAAAUCACCGCAGAACAAAGGCCAAAGUGGGCCCUGUGCUUGAUGUUGCCAGUCCGACUCUGAGAUCUUGUCUCAGCGAAAGCCCUCUUCCUCUGCGACGCACACAAGUUGUACCACAAAGAGAAAAACCAGUAUUAUAUGGAAGUUUAUUUUCUACACCAAAAAUCGAGGAGGGUCAGACACCCAAACCCAUCUCUGAAAGUCUCGGAGUUGAGGUGGAUCCUGAUAUGUCUUGGUCAAGUUCGUUAGCUACACCACCAACCCUUAGUUCCACUGUGCUCAUAGCCCGAGAUGAGGAAGCACGAGGAAUUGUGUAUCCUGAAGACUCUCCUGCUAUUUUGAGAAGCUAUUUUUCCAACCACAACGAAAGUCUGAAAAAGAAUGAUAGAUCUCUUCCCUCUGUGGCUGACAGUGAAAACAAAAGCCAGAGGCAAGCUUUUAGUCACGGAUUGGAGAAAAUGUUAGGGGAUUCAUCUGGCAAAACAAACAGCUUCAAAGAUUGCCUUCAAAAGUCAAUGCCAAGUGUUGUAGAAGAUUGGGAGACAACUGCAGAAACUUCUGAAGAAGAUAGUUUCUCGUUUUGUUUUCCUAAGCAUAGAAGCAGAAAUCUACAAAAAAUGAGAAUGGGCAAGAGCAGGAAGAAAAUUUUCAGUGACGUCAUAACUGAUGAGUUAAAUGAAGAAGCUAGUAGAUGGGCUGGUGAGAAACAUUCAUCUGAACUGGAUAUUAAACCAAGCCACAGUGAUCCCUUAGAUCCAGAUGUGACAAACCAGAAGCCCUGUAGCAGUGGAAAUGAGGAAAUCUGCAAGGAAGCUGUACAGUCUUCCAGCAGUGGGUGGUCUCAGCUAACCCUCUCUGGUCUGACUGGAACCCAGAUGGGAAAAACACCUCUCCUGUGUAUUUCUUCUAAUAACCAGAAUAAUUCAGAAAAAGACUUCAUAGAUACGAAGAAAGAAGGUAUUGACUCUAUUGCUUCAGAAAACUCUUUACCUCAUAUUUCUGUUCUUCCAGUACCAGAAAAGGUGAUCAGUGAGAAAACUCUGGGAGAUAGGGCACACGAAGGACAGCAUCUUGACUCGCACGAGGUCUCCAUUGCAGGGGAGCAAGCAGUGUCUGGAACUUGUCAAGCAGCCUGCCUGUUUCAGAGUGUCGGCAAGUCUGUGUUCAGAAUGAGAGAGCCACUUGAGGAGUGUCUGGGCACUGUUUUCUCAGAGAGUGAGACCAGCCUAGCCACCACAGAAGAACCUGGCGCCUCUGCCAGUGUGUUGGGAACGUGUGCUGUGUGCUCACAGACAGAACCUGGCGCCUCUGCCAGUGUAUUGGGAACCUGUGCUGUGUGCUCACAGACAGAACCUGUCACCUCUGCCAGUGUGUUGGGAACCUAUGCUGUGUGCUCACAGACAGAAGAACCUGGCGCCUCUGCCAGUGUAUUGGGAACCUGUGCUGUGUGCUCACAGACAGAAGAACCUGGCGCUUCUACCAGUGUGUUGGAAACCUGUGCUGUGUGCUCCCAGACAGAGAAUUCAUUGUGUCCCGGUUCAGCUGACUCUGGAACCUGGCCAACAACUCUCACUCACACUUCUGCAACUGGGAAAACUGCAGGUUUAAUAUCCACUCUAAAAAACAAAAGAAAAAAGUUUAUUUACUCCGUAAGUGAUGAUGCAUCUUAUCAAAGAACAGAAAUACUGGCAGUCAGAACAUCAGAGCUCACUAACCCUUCAGCGCAGUUUGUAGCAAGUGCUUUUGACGCGCCAUUCAUAUUUACAUAUGAGAAUUCAGGUUUAUCAGAUUCUUCUGUCAUAAGAAGCUCCUUACAGAAUGAUCCUGAAGAGCCAUCUUUGUCCUUGGCCAACUCUUUUGGGACUGCUUCCAAUAAAGAAAGUAGUCACACUAAUGCAUCGAUAUCUCAAGAUCUCAAUGACAAAGAAGCAAUAGUCAGUGAAGAAAAACCAGGGCCACAUACAGCACUAGAAACUGAUUGUCUGUCGUGCUUGCCCGAAAAACAAUGUGAAAAUGAAGAUCAGAAGAGCCCCAAAAUUUCAAAUGGAAAAGAAAGAGUCUUAGUCUCAGUCUGUCGUCCUGCAGGACAGCAAGCGGCAGCAAUGCAGCCUGGCAGCACUAGCUUUGAAUUACAGGAAGACCCUAUCGGUGGCCAUAAGAGCACCAGUAUUCUUAAAGUAACUCCCAGCUCGAAGAUGCCUCUGUCAAAGCCAGUUGUGGUUUCCAGAGGAAAAGUGUGUAAAAUGCCAGAGAAACUGCAGUGUGAGUGUUGUAAAGAUAAUACUGAAUUAAGCAAAAACAUUCCCUUGGAGAAAAAUAAAACAUGCGUCCUAAGUGAAAGUUCUAAAACCUCUGAGUUUCUGCUACCUGGCAAAUAUGUGACCAAAGCGUCCCCCGCAGGGAAGUCUUGGUUCAGUAAGAACACAAACCUAGCGGUCAUAAAAAAGGACCAAGAAAAAAACGCUUUUAUCUCAGAAAUAUCAGUUAAUAUGAGUUCUGAAGAACUUUUCCCAGAAAAUGAGAAUAAUAUUGCCUUUCAAGUAACUCAUGAAAGUAAUAAGAUUGUUUUAGGCAGUACUGUGGAACUGCAGGAAGAAGACCUCAGCCAUGCAAAAGGGCCUGAUCUCCAGACCUCUCAUACAGCAACAGCAGUAGAUGAAGACAUAGGUGAUGAGCAAGCAGCCCGUGCGUUGAUAACAAAAAACUCAGAUUCCUCAGCGUGUACAAAGAAGAGUAGAAGUGCCAUAGAGCAGCAUCUGAAAGGAACUGCAGACAAAGAUUUAAAAUUGAACUCCUCCCUGGAUGUGAGGUCAGAUGGGAACAAUGACUAUACAGACAAAUGUUCAUGGUUUUUAGAUCCAGUCUUUAGCCAUAAUUUUGGAGGUAGCUUCAGAACAGCUUCCAAUAAAGAAAUAAAACUUUCAGAACAUAAUGUCAAGAAAAGCAAGAUAUUCUUCAAAGAUAUUGAAGAGCAGUAUCCUACUAGUUUAGCUUGUAUCGACAUUGUUAAUGCCUUACCAUUAGCAAACCAGAAGAGACUAAGUGAACCUUAUACAUUUGAUUUGCAGUCAGUUACUACCGUGUCUGCUCCUUCUCAGAGUCGGGCGUCUGCUUCUUGUGAAGAUACUCACACAUCACCUCAGGUGUUAUCUUCAAAGCAAGAUUUUCAUUCGAACCACAGUUUAACACCCAGCCAAAAGGCAGAAAUUACAGAACUUUCUACUAUCUUGGAAGAAUCAGGAAGUCAGUUUGAAUUCACACAGUUCAGAAAGCCAAGCCGUGUAGCACAGAAUAAUGUCCCUGAUGUGCCUGGAAACCUGAUGGUUGCCAUAGGUACCACUUCUGAGGAGCGGAAAGAUGUUGAUCCUCAUCUCACAAUGGAUUCCUCCUCUGUUGGUCACACGGAUCACAGCAAGAAAUUUGAAGGUUCUGUUGGUGUUAAACAAAACUCUUCUUGCCUGUUGAAAGACAAUUGUAACGAAAGUACAUCUUGUUUUUUAACAAAUGUAAAUGAAAUGGAGUUUGAAGGAUUUCGUUCAGCUCUUGGCACAAAGCUUAGUGUGUCCAAUGAGGCUCUACAAAAAGCUCUGAAACUGUUCAGUGACAUCGAAAAUAUUAGUGAGGAAACUUCUGCAAAAAUAGACCCAAGAGCUUUCUCUUCAAGUGCUGAUCAUGAUUCUGUUGCUUCGGUGUUUAAGAUAAAGAGACAAAACAGUGAUAAAAGUUUUGGUGAGAAAACUAGUAAGUGCCAAGUAACAUUGCAAAAUAAUGCUGAAAUGACUACUGGUGGUUUUGUUGGCAAAAAUCCUGAAAAUUGUACAAGAAAUACAAAAUAUGAAGAUAAUUAUACUGGUUCUCAAAGAAGUACUUAUAAGUUAGAAAACUCUGAGAGUAGUAAACCAAGUACAGAGGUCACAGUUGAUAUUCAGAAGGAUGGCGGUGAUUUACCAUGUGAUUUACCAACUGAUGAAAGCAGUAAGUAUCCUGAGUCAUGUACCCAGUAUGUGAGGGAGGAAAACACACAAAUUAAAGAGUGUAUAUCAGAUUUAACAUGUUUGGAAGUCAUGAAAGCUGAGGAAACAUGCUGUAUUCAAUCUUCAGAUAAAGAACAAUUACCUUCUGGUAAGAUGGAGCAAAAUAUAAAAGAUUUUAAUAUAUCCUUUCAGACUGCAAGUGGGAAAAAUAUCAGAGUCUCUGAGGAGUCAUUAAGUAAAAGUGCAAAUAUUUUAAAUCAAGAGACAGAUGAAUUGAUCAUCUUUUCAGAUCCUUUGAGUUCUAAAUUUCAUUGUGGCAUAAAUAAGAACAAAAUGGACAUUUCAUGUCACAAGGAAACUACCAGUAUUAAAAAGGUAUUCAACGAGCGUUUCCCACUUGGGACUGUCGGUCAGUUACCAACUCUUCAGCAGCAUCAUGAAUGUGAAAUAGAAAGUACCAAAGAACCUUCUCUGUUAAGUUUUCAUACAGCUAGCGGGAAAAAAGUCAAAAUUACACAGGACUCUUUGGACAAAGUAAAGAACCUUUUUGAUGAGACACAAUAUGUUAGGAAAACCCCCAGUUUUAGUCAUCAAGGGUCAAAACCCUUGAAGGACAGAGAGAACUUCAAAGAAGGGCUUACAUUAGCAUGUGAAACAGUUGUUGAAAUCCCUGCCUCAAAGAGUGAAGAACUGCAGAACAGCUUUGGCUCUAAGGAGACUGGAGUGCCACCCAAGCAAACUGAUCAUUUGUAUAGGCAGACUGAAAAUCUCAGAACAUCAAAUAGUACCUCUUCUAAUGAAAUAGAAAAAAGUCCUACAACCUCCUGCAUGAGGCAGUUGUCUUCCUCAGUCACUGAAGAUUGUGCUUUGGCAUGUGACACAGGACACGGCAGGAAAACUUGUGUCACUGAGUUUUCUCUACCCAAAGGCAGAAAACAGCUUAGAGAAGGACUGGGGCAUAAAUCUGAAAGAAAAAAUGCUGCCGAAAUUGACUGUGUAAAGGAACACACUGAAGGCUGUGCUGGAAAUGCCUCAGAUGAGCAUAGUUCAGACAGCAUUAGAAACGAAGUUGGUACAAACUGUGCGUCUGAAAAUCAAGCUUCCGCCCUCUUUAGUGACCCUGGCAUGUCUCGCAGCUGUCCACCCCAGUCUAGUUUUUGUCACUCUGAUAACAUGCAUAAUGAUUCAGGGUAUUUCUCAAAAAAUAAAAUUGAUUCUGAUACUCAGCCAGACAUGAAGAAUGCUGAAGACAGUGCCCUUUUCCCCAAUGUGUCUGCUACAGAAGAAGUAAGUACAUACCCACAAACUGCAAAGGAAAAUACUUGUGUUCAGAAACUUGAGACUAACUCUUCACCCUGUGCAAAAAGAAGCGUAGCCAUUGAGAUGGCUACAGGAGAUUCAAGAAAUUUUAAGGUAAGCUCACCUAUGGUCAUGACAUCUUAUUCACAAGAAACUGUAAAAACAGUGAAAGAGAUUUUCACAGACAACAAUAAGACAAUUAAACAAAACACACAGAGUAAACCAGAUACUUGCCACACAAGCUGUCAUAAAGUAUUGGAUAAUUCACAGGAUUUUAUACGCCCUAGCUCUUUAGAUGACAACUAUAUAAACUCACAUAAGACUUUUGUUUAUACCCAGAAAGAACAAAUUUUACAGCAUAAUAACCAAAGUAUGUCUGGACUAGAGAAAGCUCAAAUGCAACUUGUUAAUUUGAGAACUUGGGACACAUGUAAAUCUGUAAGGGAACUUUCCCAGGCAGCCUGUCCUUCACGCACUUACGGCAUUUUUAGCACAGCAAGUGGGAAAGCUGUGCAGGUAUCGGACGCUUCAUUAGAAAAGGCAAAGCGAGUGUUUUCUGAGAUGGAUGGUGGUGCUAAACCUUCCACGGUGCCUCCGGAAAGUAAUGAACAGUCUGACCACCCUGUGAGAAGCAAGAACUCUGUGGUGCAGAAUCCCGAGGGUGUGUCGUCACUCCCCAAAACCUUCACGAGCAAUGUCAGUUCAUCGGUAUUCUCUGGAUUUAGUACAGCAGGUGGAAAACGGGUCACAGUCUCAGAAAGCGCCUUACACAAGGUUAAAGGAAUGCUAGAGGAAUUUGAUUUGAUCAGAACUGAACAUACUCUCCAACAUCCACCUACAUCUGAAGAUGUAUCAAAAAUACCUCCUCAGUCUUUUGUUGAAAAGAGAAGCCCAGAAUAUCCUGUAAACUCGAAACUGCAGAAAACCUGUGAUGGUAAAUUCAGUUUACCAAAUAACUAUAGAGAAAGUGGUUCUUUGGGCAACACUCAUGCUAUUGAAGUUUUUCCCCAGCUCCCUCCGCUUACGGAAGACACACAGUUGGUAUUAGGAACCAAAGUGUCCCUUAAGAAGGCUUAUCUUCUGGAAAAGGAACAAACCUUACCUCAAACCACAGAAGCAGGAACUGGUAAAAUGGGGGCUUUUGAUGUUCCUGUGAGAACAAAUGGAGGAGGCGGUUGUGCUUCUGCUAAAGAGCCGGAGAACUAUUUUGAAACAGAAGCAGUGGAGAUUGCCAAAGCUUUUAUGGAAGAUGAUGAGCUGACGGAUUCUGAACCAAGUCAUGUCAAACACUCACUGUCUACCCACCCCCAAAACGAGGCUUUGUUCAAUUCGAAAACUAGGAAAAGAAGAGUGGCUGUUGAUGCAAUUGGACAACCGCCAAUCAAAAGAAGCUUAUUAAAUGAAUUUGACAGGAUAAUAGAAAAUAAAGGAAAAUCCUUAAAGCCUUUAAAAAGUGCUCCAGAUGGUACAAUGAAAGACAGAAGAUUGUUCACGCACCACAUGUCUCUAGAGCCGGUGACCUGUGGACCCUUCUGCUCAAGUAAAGAGAGGCGAAAAACUCAGAGUCCUCAUUUCACUGCACCGGCUCAAGGACGUCUGUCUAGAGGGCAUCCUGGGCAUUCGGCUCUGGAAAAACCUCCAAGCCAUCCUACAGCUUCACUCCUGCCAACUCACAAAGUUUCUGCUUCAAGAAAUGAAAGGACAAGAUGCUCAGCCACAGGCAGAUCCACCACAGUCUUCGUCCCCCCUUUCAAGAUGAAAUCGCAGUUUCACAGAGAUGAACAUUGGAAUAGCAAGAGUAUCAGUGCAGAGGGAGAGAACCACAAGAGCAUAGAUGGGGACAGUGAAGAUGUGAGUGACAGUGACAUUCGUCAGUGUGACAAAGAAAGCUUCCAUCAAGAGGCCACAGAGUGUGAGGAAGAGCCUUUAGAUUUAAUGGCAAGCCUUCAGAAUGCCAGAGACCUACAGAAUAUGCGAAUUAAAAAGAAAGAAAGGCAUCAUCUCUCUCCACAGCCAGGCAGUCUGUAUCUCACAAAAUCAUCCACCCUGCCUCGGAUCUCUCUGCAGGCCGCAGUAAGAGGCCGUGUUCCUUCUGCAUGUUCUCAUAAGCAGCUCUAUAUGUAUGGCGUUUCUAAAGAGUGCAUGAACAUUAACAGCAAAAACGCUGAGCAUUUUCAGUUUGACAUUCAGAAUUACUUUGGUAAAGAAGAUGUGUGUGCUGGAAAGGGCAUUCAGUUAGCAGACGGUGGAUGGCUGAUCCCCUCCAAUGAUGGGAAGGCUGGAAAAGAAGAAUUUUAUAGGGCUCUGUGUGACACUCCAGGUGUGGAUCCAAAGCUUAUUUCUAGUGUCUGGGUGUCUAAUCACUACCGCUGGAUUGUAUGGAAACUGGCAGCUAUGGAAUUUGCUUUUCCUAAAGAGUUUGCUAAUAGAUGCCUAAACCCAGAAAGAGUGCUGCUUCAACUAAAAUACAGGUACGAUGUGGAAAUUGACAACAGCAGCAGGUCGGCUCUCAAGAAGAUCCUGGAAAGGGAUGACACAGCUGCAAAAACACUCAUCCUCUGCGUUUCUGAUGUCCUUUCACCAAGCACAAGUGGACCUGAAGCCUCAGGCAGUGAAACUCGUGCAGAUCCCAAGAGUGUAGACACUGUCGAGCUCACAGACGGAUGGUAUGCUGUCAAGGCCCAGCUAGACCCUCCCCUUGUAGCUCUGGUAAAGAGCGGGAGACUGACUGUGGGCCAGAAGAUCAUUACCUACGGGGCCGAGCUAGUGGGCUCCCCUGAUGCCUGUGCACCUCUGGAAGCCCCAGACUCUCUUAGGCUAAAGAUUUCUGCCAACAGCACACGGCCUGCUCGCUGGCACAGCAAGCUGGGGUUCUUUCGUGAUCCCAGGCCUUUCCCCCUGUUCUUGUCCUCACUGUUCAGUGAUGGAGGAAGUGUUGGCUGUGUGGACAUCAUUGUUCAGAGAGUGUACCCUUUACAGUGGGUGGAGAAGACAGCAUCUGGAUUGUACAUAUUUCGUAAUGAGAAAGAAGAGGCAAAGGAAGCAGUGAGAUUUGCAGGGGACCAGCAGAAGAAACUGGAGGCCUUGUUCACCAAAAUCCAGGCAGAGUUUAAAGACCAUGAAGAAGACACAGCACAGCGGUGUGUGCUGUCCCGUGCACUCACAAGGCAGCAGGUCCAUGCUCUGCAGGACGGUGCAGAGCUCUAUGCAGCAGUUCAGAGUGCAUCCGACCCUGAUCACCUUGAGGGUUGUUUCAGUGAAGAGCAGCUGAGAGCCUUGAACAACCACAGACAAAUGUUGAACGAUAAGAAACAAGCACAGAUCCAGUCAGAAUUCCGGAAGGCCUUGGAGUCCGCUGAGCAAGAGGAGGGCUUAUCAAGGGAUGUUACCACAGUAUGGAAGCUGCGUGUCACAAGCUACAAGAAAGAAGAAAAAUCAUCUCUGCUGAGUAUCUGGCGCCCAUCAGCAGACUUACACUCCCUGUUAACGGAGGGAAAGAGAUACAGAAUCUAUCAUCUUGCAGUAUCGAGAUCCAGGAGUAAAUUUGAACGAGCUAGCAUCCAGUUAACAGCUACGAAAAGAACUCAGUAUCAGCAGCUACCGGCUUCCCAGGAGACCUUACUCCAGGUUUACCAGCCCCGGGAGCCUCUUCACUUCAGCAGACUGUUGGAGCCAGCCUUUCAGCCUCCUUGCUCUGAAGUGGACCUCGUAGGAGUUGUUGUUUCUGUUGUAAAAGCAGUCGGUCUUGCUCCUUUGGUCUACCUGUCAGAUGAGUGCCUUAAUUUAUUAGUGGUAAAGUUUGGGAUAGAUGUUAAUGAAGACAUAAAGCCACGUGUGCUAGUUGCUGCGAGCAACCUCCAGUGGCAUCCAGAAUCCAGAUCAGUAGUGCCAACUUUAUUUGCUGGGAAUUUUUCCAUAUUUUCCACCAGUCCAAAGGAGGUCUACUUUCAGGAGAGAGCCAACAGAAUGAAGCAAGCUAUUGAGAAUAUCGAUACAUUUUACAAGGAGGCAGAAAAGAAGCUUUUACAUCUGCUUAAUGGAGACAGUCCCAAACGGUCCACCCCGACUAAAGACUCCACUCUGCUGGCUUCUACCUGCCCUGCUGCAGAGCUCCUUGCUACAGGCGGUCAGCCAGUGAGGUUUUCACCUAACGGUGAGCAAAAUUAUCAAAGUCCUUUAUCACAUUGCACACCAAAAGAGAAGUCUACACCCCUGGCUCAGUCAGCCCAGACGGCUUCAAAGUCUUGUUACGGGGAGAGAGAAAUUGAUGACCCAAAGACCUGUAGAAAAAGAAGAGCCUUGGAUUUCCUGAGUCGGCUGCCCUUACCUCCCCCGGUGAGUCCCAUCUGUACCUUUGUCUCUCCGGCUGCACAGAAGGCUUUUCAGCCGCCACGGAGGUGUGGCACCAAACAUGCAGCACCUAAGAAGAAGAAAGAGCCCAAUUCCCCUCAGAGGACACCAUUUCAGAAGGCCAGCGGCGUUUCUCUUUUGGAAUAUGAUUCAGUAGCUGAUGAAGAGCUUGCCUUGCUCAGUACCCCAGCCCUUUUACCUGGCUCAUCAGAGGGAAAUGAACAAGCAUUUCCUGGUGACUACACAAGGACCCCUGUGCCCCAAGGACAAAAUGACCCCAGCUAGCACAGAGGCCAGACCAGCAUGGAGGACCCAGAUGCAGGAAGGAGUCUAUCUCAGGGAUUGCAGAGGUGACAACAGCGAUGGAAAAUUAGCUGUUGAGUCUUAGCCUCCCAGUUUGUAAAGUGUGUGCAGUUCCAAGCUGCACGUUUGUCAGACAAGACACAAAUGACAGCACAUUGCUGACGGUUUGUUUACUGUACAGAUGUUCCGCCUGGCUCUGUAUUUAUGUAACUAUUCAGAUGUCUAAAGCUGGCCAGAUAGUAACUAACUGAAAGAUCUUUAAAUCUUUGUCAUUGGAUUUGAUCACUACAAGCAUAUUUUACAUGCAGAAUAAAC
This is a messenger RNA of Chionomys nivalis (European snow vole), 10629 nucleotides long. It is a transcript of the gene Brca2, whose product is annotated as BRCA2 DNA repair associated. Gene Ontology annotation, cellular component: nucleus. Lineage: Eukaryota; Metazoa; Chordata; Mammalia; Rodentia; Cricetidae. The transcript has 27 exons. The coding region runs from base 67 to 10296 and encodes 3409 amino acids. Gene Ontology annotation, biological process: double-strand break repair via homologous recombination; regulation of DNA-templated transcription. The record is from RefSeq and is a predicted model, not a curated record.